Molecule: messenger RNA, 1272 nt
Organism: Penaeus indicus
Lineage: Eukaryota; Metazoa; Arthropoda; Malacostraca; Decapoda; Penaeidae
Product: G-protein coupled receptor GRL101-like
Exons: 11
Coding region: 1-1272 (423 amino acids)
Biological process (GO): activation of adenylate cyclase activity; adenylate cyclase-activating G protein-coupled receptor signaling pathway; hormone-mediated signaling pathway
Cellular component (GO): plasma membrane
Molecular function (GO): protein-hormone receptor activity; protein binding; G protein-coupled peptide receptor activity
Source: RefSeq, a predicted model, not a curated record
AUGGCGGAAGAGACAAAAACGGAUCUGAGCCGCCAAGGACUGACGAAUAUCUCCCAGCAUGCCUUCAUGGGCUUGCGAACCCUCCUGAGCUUAAACUUGUCUCACAAUGAGAUUGAAAACCUCGCAGACGGCACUUUCAGCGGCUUAUCCAGUCUACUUUCACUCGACGUGCGAAGUAACCGAGUUGCAGUGAUGGGCUCUCGCGUGUUUUCGAGCCUAGGGAAACUCGACCAUCUAUGGACCGACGAAUUCCGCUUCUGCUGCCUGGCGCGCGGCGUUGGGCACUGCCACCCUCCGCCCGACGAGUUCAGCUCCUGCGAAGACCUUAUGAGCAAUAUCAUGCUGCGAGUGAGCGUGUGGGUUCUCGGAACGCUCGCUCUCUCCGGGAACUUCAUUGUCAUCAUCUGGAGAAUCUACGAAAGCGACAAUAAGGUUCACUCGUUUCUAAUCACCAAUCUUGCGCUGGGCGAUCUCUGCAUGGGAUUCUACCUAAUCAUUAUAGCUGCUGUGGAUGUCAAUUAUCGCGGUGUUUACUUUAUAUAUGAUGCAAUCUGGAGGAGUUCCUCUCUGUGUCAGCUGGCGGGGUUCUUCUCCACCUUUUCCAGCGAGUUGUCGGUGUUCACGCUCACAGUCAUCACACUCGAGAGAUUUUCGGUCAUCCUUUUCCCCUUCCGGACCACGAGGCUGAACAUGCAAUGGACCAAGAUCAUUAUGGGCGUUGUGUGGGCGUCUGUGGGCGUCCUAGCAGCUCUUCCUCUGGCUGACAUUCAUUAUUUCAGGAAUUUUUACGGGCGGUCGGGUGUCUGCCUCGCUCUCCACAUCACCCACGAGAAGCCAAGUGGAUGGGAGUACGCGGUCUUCGUUUUCCUGGUCCUGAACUUCUUGUCGUUCUCCGUGAUCGCUGCCUCGUACUGGGGGAUGUACCGCGCCGCCCGCACCUCCAGCGCCGCCGUCAGGAACGACCACCAACGCCGGGAGUCGAACAUGGCCAAGAGGAUGACAGCUAUUGUAGUUACGGACGCGGCGUGCUGGUUGCCUAUCAUCCUUCUAGGGAUUGUGUCCCUCGCCGGCGUCAGGAUACCGCCGCAGGUUUUCGCCUGGGUCGCCGUCUUCGUCCUCCCGCUCAACGCCGCCGUCAACCCCCUCCUGUACACUCUCUCGACGGCGCCCUUCCUCGGCAAGGCGCGAGAGAGGGUCCUUAACGUCCGCCACUCCUUCAAGAGGUCUGUCGUGAGGCGCACGCUCUCCACCAGCACUGGAACUCGUAAUUAG